AUGAGUUCCGGAAACUCACUGUUGCCGCGCGGCGGUUACCAGCUCACUCCAGAACAGCAGGCCAUCAAGGACAUCGCUGAAGCCACAAACGGUAAUCUUGCCAAGUACUUGAUGAUCGUCUGCGGCUCUGUGUCGGUCGCCGUUAUCAUCUGGAAAGUCUGCGAACGCAUCAUUCGACUUACUCGACAUGUUUCCUGCCUCAACAACGACAAACAGCGCUACUUCGCCAUUCCUUCGCAGAGGCUCGCGUCUCUGAAGCGCAACCUUCUCUAUGCCCCCGUCUUCAGCAAGCGACACAACCGUGAGAUUCAGCUCAGCAAGGCCAUCAACGUCGGUACAUUGCCUACUCGAUUUCAACUGCUUUUCCUCGCCGCCUACUUCAUCUCCAACCUCAUCUGGUGUGUUAUUGAUAUCGACUAUUCCGCCGACUUCUCUGCCGCCUGUGGUGUCAUUCGCAACCGUACCGGCGUACUUUCUACUGUCAACAUGGUUCCUCUGUUCCUACUGGCUGGACGAAACAAUCCUCUUAUCCCUCUCUUGAACAUCUCGUUCGACACGUACAAUCUCAUUCACCGUUGGUUCGGUCGUAUCGUCGUCCUUGAGGCCGUCGCUCAUACCGUCGCUCAUUAUGGCAAGAGUCAUUGGCAAUUUACCCCUCCCUCAGGCAAUUUCAUCCUGCCGGGCUUCGUUGCCACUUGCUCUUUUGUGUUCCUGAUGAUCCAGGCCUCUAGCCCACUUCGACAUGCCUUCUAUGAAGUAUUUAAGGCUCUCCACAUCCUCGCUGCCUGUGCCGCCGUCGUUGGUCUCUACUAUCACUUGUCUGCAUCCCCAGAACUGUACAAGUGGCUUUGCUAUUUGUAUGGCGUGAUUGUCCUCUGGAGUUUCGACAGAAGUGCGCGUCUGUGGCGUGUCGUUCGUUCUCAUGUUGGAGGCUCACGUUCCCGCACAAUUGUCGAGGCUCUUCCUGGAAAUGCUGUACGAUUGACAAUGACUCUAGCCCGUCCCUGGAAAGCCGCCCCUGGACAGCACGCCUAUUUGUAUCUGCCUGCCAUCAGCUACUGGCAAUCUCACCCUUUCUCAGUCGCCUGGUAUGACGGGGUAGAAGACCCCAAAAACGAGAGAUUGGCCAGUACCAACCAGGAUCUCUUGUCCAUGCAACAGCAGCGCAUCUCGUUCGUCAUUCGAGGCAGGACUGGCAUGACAGACAGUCUCUACAAAAAGGCAGUCUCAGCGCCCGGAGGAAGGUUCGAGACCAGCUGCUUUGCCGAGGGCCCUUACGGUGGCCACCAUUCUUUCGACUCCUAUGGCACUGUUGUUCUGUUUGCUGGAGGUGUUGGCAUUACUCAUCCAGUCCCUUACAUCAAGCAUCUCGUCGAAGGUUAUUCAGAGGGUACUGUGGCAACUCGGAGAAUCUUGUUGGUCUGGACCAUUCAGACUCCCGAGCACCUUGAGUGGAUCCGCCCGUGGAUGACGGAGAUUCUCAGCAUGGAUAAGAGAAGAGAUGUUCUUCGGAUCAUGCUUUUCGUCAGUCAGCCCCGAUCGACUAAAGAGAUUCACAGCCCUUCAUCAACUGUCCAAAUGUUCCCGGGAAGACCCAACAUCAACACUCUCUUGGGUAUGGAGCAAGAGCAUCAGGUUGGCGCCAUGGCUGUGACUGUGUGUGGUCCCGGUGCGUUGAGUGAUGAGGUGCGAUUGGCUGUGCGAAACCGUCAAGAUCGAUCUCACAUCGACUUCAUCGAAGAGGCUUUCACUUGGUAG
Fusarium coffeatum is the source of this 1758-nucleotide messenger RNA. RefSeq lists its product as uncharacterized. Gene Ontology annotation, molecular function: ferric-chelate reductase activity. The transcript is spliced from 3 exons. Gene Ontology annotation, cellular component: plasma membrane. Bases 1 to 1758 code for a protein of 585 amino acids. Lineage: Eukaryota; Fungi; Ascomycota; Sordariomycetes; Hypocreales; Nectriaceae. Gene Ontology annotation, biological process: intracellular iron ion homeostasis; iron ion transport; copper ion import. The record is from RefSeq and is a predicted model, not a curated record.